AUGCCUCGACCUGGAAGGAAUACGUACAAUGAUCAGAAGCCCCCUUAUUCUUAUAUUGCAUUGACUGCCAUGGCGAUUCAGAACUCUCAGGAAAAGAUGUUACCUCUUAGUGACAUUUAUAAGUACAUAAUGGACAGGUUUCCUUUCUACCGACAAAAUACUCAAAGAUGGCAAAAUUCGUUAAGGCACAAUUUGUCCUUUAACGACUGUUUUAUCAAAAUUCCCCGUCGUCCAGACAGGCCAGGAAAAGGAAGUUACUGGGCUUUACAUCCAAUGUCAGGUGACAUGUUUGAGAAUGGAAGUUUUUUGAGGAGAAGAAAACGAUUCAAAAUGACAUUGCGGCCUCAUUUACCUAUGCAUGACAGUCUUAAGCAUUCCUUGGCACUGGAGUCUCGAAUGUACCAUGAUACAACUAGGAUGAACUUUUUCGCCGUAGGCAAUCGCAGUGUGCCAUCCACAAGCGGUCCCUUAACUGGACAUGGAAACUCUUCCAACAGAAAACAGCCCUUUACGAUUGAAAACAUAAUCGCCCCAGAUCAAAAAUCAAACGCAACUUCUCUCCCGACCCGUGUGACUUCAACAGUAUUACCAGCUUUCGCAUCACAAUUUGCAAGUAACUUGUCUUAUGUGACACCAAUUUCUGCAGGAAAUAUCUUUUCGACACUCGCAUCGGCAUACAAGUUUAACUCAGAUUAUGAGAAAAUAUUAAAAUCUCGAAGACCUACUGACUUUCCUCUAUCACCAUUGACUCCAAUGCCCAUAAAACCGUCUCCUGUGUCGGCUUUGAAUCUGGCCACCUCGCAAAAGAACUCUUUGGCAGAAAGAAUGUACUCUCCAACAGGAAAUUCUUGCUAUGCUCCUUCCGACUUGAAAUCCAUUAUGCGUUGUACGCAAGUAAGCACGUGA
This is a messenger RNA of Saccostrea echinata, 906 nucleotides long. Its product is annotated as forkhead box protein B1-like. Gene Ontology annotation, biological process: regulation of transcription by RNA polymerase II; cell differentiation; anatomical structure morphogenesis. The record is from RefSeq and is a predicted model, not a curated record. Bases 1 to 906 code for a protein of 301 amino acids. The transcript has a single exon. Gene Ontology annotation, molecular function: RNA polymerase II cis-regulatory region sequence-specific DNA binding; DNA-binding transcription factor activity, RNA polymerase II-specific. Lineage: Eukaryota; Metazoa; Mollusca; Bivalvia; Ostreida; Ostreidae.